UGCUCUUGUCCCUCUCCGCCGCUCACUCGUGCGCGCUGUUGCUGUUACUGUGUCCGCUGUGUCGCACUGCAAAUAAUCGCCCGAUCGACCACGCUCUUCUAUCCGGCCUCUUCGACACGUGCGCGUGCAGAGAUUUUCUGCACUUUCUGCCUGCUGCGCUGUCCUCCACAGCCCUCUGAGAGUCGCGUACUUCACUGUUGGCGACUGCUCCGCUUCAUAACUCUUGGCCUUUGCCAAGUCUACUCUCCAGAAACUCGACCAUCAUGGACGCCUCGUCUGCCCCUCAAACGGUCGCCCAAGCCGUCCAGGCUGCGACGCAACAGGCACAAGCUGCAGCUGCCGCUCCAUCGCCCUCAGUGCAGGCUGCAGUACAAAGCACCCAGUCCUCGGCCAUCGACAACUUGACAUGUCAGUGGCAGGGCUGUGGCGAGCGAUGCGACAGCGCCGAACUGCUCUAUGACCACGUCUGCGAACGCCAUGUCGGGCGCAAAAGUACCAACAACCUCAACCUCACCUGCCAGUGGGGCGCAUGCCGAACGACCACCGUCAAGCGCGACCACAUCACUUCCCAUAUCCGUGUCCAUGUGCCACUCAAGCCUCACAAGUGUGAUUUCUGUGGCAAGGCCUUCAAGCGCCCACAAGAUCUGAAGAAGCAUGUCAAGACACACGCCGACGACAGUGUAUUGAUGAACUCGCCCCAGCAUGGAGCUGGGCGCAGUGGCAAUGGCAGCCUGGGACAACAGAAUGGAAAGCCAACCUCGUACUACGGCUCCAGUGGACACGAAGCGAUGAACAACCCAUAUCCAUCCUACCAGCAAGGCAUGGCUCAAAGUGCCAACGGGGGAUCCUACCCACAGCAAGCGGGCGCACAGUACGCCGGCUAUGGCUCCGUCAGCUACCCCAAUAGCUCCGCCCUCGCCGAUAUUCAGAGCAUGGACACGAGAAGGCGUGCCAUUGAGGCGCUUAACGAUUUCUUGGGCGAUAUAAAGCGCCGCGCCAUCGAUCCUAGCAGCUACUACGAUGUCGGCCAUCGACUCCAGCAGGGCAAUGCCCUCCCUCUCCCGGUGGGUGGUGGAGGUUACAACACUGGCUACAACAACAGCAGUGGAUACAGCGGCGGCGCACCCAGUGGGUUCAAUGCCGCCAGCUUCCUGGACUCGUUCAGCGGUGGUGGUGGCAUGGGAGGUGGCAAUGGUGCUGCUCAUGGGAGCGUCGCGACGCACGGCUACUCGCUGCCACUUCCCAAUGCUCGCACCAAGAACGACCUCCAAGACAUUGACCGCUUCCUCGAGCAGCUUCAAGCCACAGUAUACGAGACUAGCAAAGGAUACGAGACUAGCAACUCAGCCGCUGCGGCAGGCGUGCAGCAGCCAGGCCUUCACACUCAAUUCGCUGGCGACUUUGGUAUGGGUGGCCAUCAGGCUCAAUACCGCUCCAGCAACAGCCCACCACAAUUUGGCAACCAUCUUGGUAGCAGCGGUGUCAUGAGCAGCGGCUCCAGCGUGCAUGGCGUGACUUCGUCAUCAUCUGCGCUCGAUACCCCCGCUCUGACGCCCGCAUCAGUCUCCUCGUACACGAGCUCCGGUCAUUCCCCCAUGAGCAGCCACAGCAGAGCCAGCUUCGGCAGCGUGAGUGGCCAAAUGUACCCCAGUCUUCCGGCUGUCACUGGAAUGUCUGACAUGGGAUCCAACUACCCCACCACGACUUCCGCCCCUGCGUCUGGUCUUGCAUCUGGUUUCGAAGGUCUCGAUGGCCGUCGCUAUAGCGGAGGUCGUCUUCAACGCCAGGCACCAGAUGUCAAGACCGAGGACACAGAGAUGGAGGAUGCGGACGACGGGAGUCGCACGCCCAAGGCUUCGGAUUCCAAGCGGCCGAAGAGCAAGGGUAACAGUAGCAUUGACCCUGCUCUCCGUGGCGAAGAUGGAUCUGGCAGUGAUUCCGUGUCCACUCCUGCUGCACAGUCUGAAGGUGCGGAGGACAAGCGCCAAGAGGAGUGGAUUGAGAACAUCCGUCUCAUCGAAGCGCUCCGUAAGUGGGUCGGUGAUCGACUCAAGAGCGGCGACUUUGAGGAAGUGGACCAGGCUCCAGAAUCGCAAGCGGGUGCCGAGGAGAAGAAGGUCGAUGCCGACAAGAUGGUGGAAGACAAGCUUACAGAAGCAUUUGAGCAACAGCGCCAACAGGAGCAAGCGAGCAAGCAAGAAGAUGCCAAGUAUCCCAGCUUGCCUACUGCAGCUUAAGAUUUGCAGCCAACUUCUUCUGUGAUGGGGCGGCUUGACGAUAUCAACGAGGCGAAGAGGCGUUGUAUGGGAGGAUAUUGAGCGACAGCUCUGUCUCGGAACUGGGUCGCGAUGGUGGCAUUCAUCUCUCUGUGUAUGACUGGGCCUGCCUCUCCAAAAGGCACUGGCGUAUUGUUUUUUUCAAGUACCUACGGAUCAGAUAUCAUUGUGCUUUUUUAAAUGGAAAGUUGUUAAUGUUCUUUGC
Messenger RNA from Sphaerulina musiva SO2202, 2481 nucleotides. RefSeq lists its product as uncharacterized. The transcript has 4 exons. NCBI's taxonomy places the organism in Eukaryota, Fungi, Ascomycota, Dothideomycetes, Mycosphaerellales, Mycosphaerellaceae. The record is from RefSeq and is a predicted model, not a curated record. Gene Ontology annotation, cellular component: nucleus. Gene Ontology annotation, biological process: positive regulation of transcription by RNA polymerase II. The coding region runs from base 264 to 2237 and encodes 657 amino acids.